Messenger RNA from Pneumocystis carinii B80, 924 nucleotides. RefSeq lists its product as hypothetical. The transcript has 4 exons. The coding region runs from base 42 to 878 and encodes 278 amino acids. Gene Ontology annotation, biological process: regulation of transcription by RNA polymerase II. Lineage: Eukaryota; Fungi; Ascomycota; Pneumocystomycetes; Pneumocystales; Pneumocystaceae. The record is from RefSeq and is a predicted model, not a curated record. Gene Ontology annotation, molecular function: DNA-binding transcription factor activity, RNA polymerase II-specific; protein dimerization activity; RNA polymerase II cis-regulatory region sequence-specific DNA binding.
AAUAUUCGAAUACUUUUUUGUCUAGACUUGGAUUAUAAUAUAUGUUUUUGGAUAAACAAUAUCAGUCUUUGGUUCCUAAAAUAAAAUCUACUACGUUAUUGCCUUAUAAACCAUGUGGGAAAGGAAAAACCAAAAUAGCAAUGAAAUACAGGGAAGACAAAAGACAGAGACAAAUCACUGCAUCUAAACGAUUACCUGGACUAAUGAAAAAAGCUGCACAAUAUAGUGAAUUAACUGGUGCAAAAGUAGUUGUUCUAGUACGAGAUGAACAGCGUAGGGUUUAUAGAUAUUGCUCAGAAGGAGAAAGUAAUAUUGAGAAAUCUGCAAAUAGAAUGUUGACUGAUCCUGCUGAAAAGAUUUUUACAACUGAACAGUUUAGUGAGUAUUCUGAAGUCCAAAAUGAGAAUUUGGAAAAAGAUGAAACUUCGAAAUUUUUGACAAAUAAUGAUUCAAAUUUACAGAAAUACGAAAAAAAAGAUAUUGAAAUUAAAACAAAUAAAAAAGAGCCUGAAGAAUUCCAAAAUAAUAUUAAUGAAAUAUUAAGAUUAGAGGAAAAUAGUAUAAAUGCAGCUGAACCUUUUUUAAAUUCUAUCAAUGAAAAUUUCCUACAAUGGCCGAUUACAUCUGUAAAAUUGUCAACUUAUUCUGAUCUAUCACCACAGAUAUAUGAAAUGAAAUUGCCUGGAUCUGCUUCAUCUUUUCCCUAUAAUAUGUUGAACACUAUAAAUUAUAAUAGAAAUACAUCUGAUGCUUCAGAAAAGCUUUUUGAUUAUUAUUCGAAUGGAACUGGAAUAAAUCCAGGUUAUGAGAAUCAAGAAAAUAAUUAUAUGAAUUCGGAUGUUUUAUGGUAUUCUAAAAAAUUAAAGAUGUUUGAUUAAAAUCAAUUUUUUUCAUAUUUUCACUUUUCUGCUGGUAAUAAAGUAU